CGUGCCGGGCCGUGUGUGUGCGGUGGGGGGCGCGCCCCGCGCAUGGAGGCGAUGCCGUGCCAGAGCCAGCGGCUCGGCCCGCGCCCGCACGACGAGGCCACGGCGGCCGGCGGCGGCACCCGGCUCAUUCGCUUCGCGGAGCCCGGCGAGGACAGCGGCUGCCCCAGCCCGGACAACAGCAGCAGCAGCAGCAGCUCCAACGGCGUGGCGGCGGCGAUCCCCGCCGGGGAGAGCGGCGCGGCGCCGCUCGGGCCGCAGCUGAAGCUGCUGCCCAUGAACGACCAGCUGCGGGAGCUGCAGACCAUCAUCAGGGACAAGAAAUCCAGUAGAGGAGACUUCGUAUUUUCUGCUGAUCGCCUGAUCAGACUUGUGGUUGAAGAGGGACUGAAUCAACUGCCUUACACAGAAUGCACCGUGACCACUCCAACAGGACACAAGUAUGAAGGAGUCAGAUUUGAAAAGGGAAACUGUGGAGUCAGCAUAAUGAGAAGUGGAGAGGCAAUGGAACAAGGAUUACGAGACUGCUGCAGAUCGAUCCGCAUUGGGAAGAUCCUGAUACAGAGCGACGAGGAGACGCAGAGAGCCAAAGUGUACUACGCCAAGUUCCCACCAGACAUCUACAGAAGAAAGGUUCUGCUCAUGUACCCAAUACUCAGUACUGGCAAUACUGUCAUUGAGGCUGUCAAAGUUCUUGUAGAACAUGGCGUACAACCAAGCGUCAUUAUCCUGCUCAGCCUGUUCUCCACACCUCAUGGUGCCAAAUCCAUCAUCCAGGAAUUCCCAGAGAUCACCAUUCUAACGACAGAAGUUCAUCCCGUUGCACCAACACACUUUGGACAGAAGUAUUUUGGAACAGACUGACGGAACACACGGAUGUGACUCUAUGAUGUUACAACAGGUUUUUUUUUUCUACAUUUUGUUAUUGGUUGAGGGCAUGUUUUAAAAUGUUUUUGGCCAAAGGGGGAAAUAUUUGACUUAGGUCAGUUCUGGUUUACUGCCUGAACACGGAGUCAGGUUCAGUAACAAAGCACUCUGUCAUGACAAAGUCAAGCAUCUCAACACUGGGGUUGUAUAAAGUGCUACACUCUCUGCUUUAACUUAUUUAUUCUAUAGCCUGUCUUGUGGCUGCUUGCACAAGCAAAAUAAAACAACUCAAUCAGG
Messenger RNA from Pezoporus occidentalis (night parrot), 1161 nucleotides. Its product is annotated as uracil phosphoribosyltransferase homolog. The transcript has 7 exons. Gene Ontology annotation, molecular function: ribosylnicotinamide kinase activity. The record is from RefSeq and is a predicted model, not a curated record. The coding region runs from base 43 to 861 and encodes 272 amino acids. NCBI's taxonomy places the organism in Eukaryota, Metazoa, Chordata, Aves, Psittaciformes, Psittacidae. Gene Ontology annotation, cellular component: cytoplasm.